Molecule: messenger RNA, 132 nt
Organism: Parastagonospora nodorum SN15
Lineage: Eukaryota; Fungi; Ascomycota; Dothideomycetes; Pleosporales; Phaeosphaeriaceae
Exons: 2
Coding region: 1-132 (43 amino acids)
Source: RefSeq, a predicted model, not a curated record
AUGGUCACCAGGCGCCGGCAAAAUUCCUGCCCGCCCUUUUCCAAACAGAAAGAGGCGAUGAGCUUAUAUCAUGUAGGUGCAGAGCCGGGCACGAAUUUUACCGCUGCCUGGUGUGGUCGCAGUCCUUCGUAA